UUUUUUUUUAUUUCUUUACACAAUGAAGAAACCUAUUUCGUUUCUCUUUGCACUUGUUCAACUAUUUCUGAUUGGGCUUGUUCAUGCUGAUCCCAAGAAAGAAAAACUCGUGUCUCUUGUACAGAAUGACAAGAACAUCAUCAAGUUAAACUCCAACACGUAUGAUAGAUUCACAGAAGGAAAGCGCGAUUAUGGUAUUGUUGUCUUGUUAACAGCACUUGGUCCUCAGUUCAACUGUAUGCCUUGUCGUGAAUUUGACCCUGAAUAUACAUUGGUUGCAAAAAGUUUCCAAAAUACCAGAGACAAAGAUAAUCUCUUCUUUGGUCAUUUAGAUUUCCAAGAUGGUCAAGCUAUUUAUCAAAAACUUAAACUCAUGUCUGCUCCUAAUGUCUUUUAUUUCCCUCCUCAAAAGGCUGGUGAAAACAAAGGCUUUGUUAAAUAUGAUUUAUCUAAACAUGGAUUCAAGGCAGAAUCAUUUGCUGAGUUCUUGAGCCGAGAAACUGGAUACAAAGUGCCUGUCAGUCGUCCUCUUGAUUAUGUCAAACUCGGUACUCAAGUCUUCUUGGCCAUUGGUGCCGCUGCUAUUCUUAAGCUUGUCUAUCGUAACUUUUCCUUUAUUAUCUAUCACAAAAACACUUGGACACUUGUGUCAAUUGCUAUUGUAUUGACCAUGAAUUCAGGCUAUAUGUGGAAUCGCAUUCGUACACCACCUUUCCUUAUGCCUGGCAAGAAUGGAGAGAUCAAUUACAUUGCUUCUGGAUUCUCUUCCCAAUUAGGUGUUGAAUCUCAAAUCGUCGCUAGUAUUUAUGGUAUUCUUGCCUUUUCAUUGAUUGCAUUGAUCAGUUCUGUACCUAAAUUGGAUGACCCUCUUCGUCAACGUAUUGGUGUUUAUGUCUGGAUGGCAUGCGUUAUUUUCAUUUUCAGUGCUUUGUUGGGCUUAUUCAAGGUCAAGAAUGGCGGAUAUCCCUUUAAACUUCUCUUGUAAACAUAAAAUAAAAUGCAAAGUUGUUUAUUUUAA
Molecule: messenger RNA, 1018 nt
Organism: Gilbertella persicaria
Lineage: Eukaryota; Fungi; Mucoromycota; Mucoromycetes; Mucorales; Choanephoraceae
Exons: 6
Coding region: 23-985 (320 amino acids)
Cellular component (GO): oligosaccharyltransferase complex
Source: RefSeq, a predicted model, not a curated record